CACAGGAUAAGUGUUCUGUGGUCACUGUCACUAGUGUCUAUUUGUGUUGUGUGUAUUUUACGACAUGUAGAAGAGGAAGUUUUUUUAUUUACAAUUUACGAGUUGAUAAACAAAUAUAAAUAAUAAUAAUUAUUAUGUCGGAACCAGAAAACUGGGCUAAUGCCGAUGACGAGGAGAAUGAUCCGGAUUAUGUGCCUCCAGCAGAAAUGGAAAAUGGACAUAUUACGUCUGAUUCAGAAGAUGAAACAAAUACUUCAGAAGAGGAACUUCCACCAGUAUCCCAAGAAGGAGAUUUUGAUACAGAUUUACCUACAGCUCAUAGGUAUUUAGGAAAGUUGGAUAAUGUCAGAGGUUACACUCUCUAUGAUGAUGGACAAGUUAUUAAUAUUCUGGCAAUAUACACAGCUACUAUGGUUUUUCCGGGUUUCACCCUUCCAUUAGUAAUAAACACAUUCAUGGAAACGUCAAUACUUCCUGAAUUUCUUGAAAAAAACAAUGUGUUUGUUCUGCUUUGUGCAAAUUCAACAUUCAAUGGAAUCUUCAAUUAUGGAGUAACCAUGGAAGUAUUUGAAACUCAACAGAGAGACAAUGUUUUGAGCAUCAAAGCCAGAGGUAGGCAGAGAUGCAAAAUAGUACCAGGGUCUGAAAUUAAGAAUUUAACUGGUAGACUGAAGCAUGUGACUGUACAAAUCAUUGCGGAACCAGAAAUAUCUACUCCUUUAUGUGAUACACAAAUGAUAAGUUUGAAACAGAAAAGACUGUUCACUUCUACAUUGUAUGGUGAUUUAAUGAAGAAUUAUAAGUAUAGAAGGUACCAUAUGGCACAGUUUCCUAUAUCAUCUUGGGUUUAUGAUAAGAACGAAAUAAGUUACUAUGUGAAAUUAAUACUUGAAUGUCUUGCUCACUAUGUGGGAGAAUAUAUUCCUGAGGAUCCUAUAAAAUUAAGCUAUUGGUUUGUCCAGAAUUAUCAGUUAAGCCAUGAAGAACGUUUGCACAUUUUAAAACUGAAUUCUGGAUUGGAGAGACUGAAAUUGGAGUACAAAUAUUUAAAACUGGAGAGAAGCAUGUGUUGCAACAGUUGUGGUAUUCAAAUUACAGACCCUAGUAAAGUAUUCGCCAUGUCAAAAGAUGGAAUUCAAAGCAACUAUGUCAACCCAGGUGGACACGUGUACGAGACUGUAACAGUCAUGACAGCACAAAAUUUUAAAUUGGAAGGACAACCAUCCAGGCAGUUUUCUUGGUUCCCAGGAUACGCGUGGACGAUAAUGCAGUGCAAGAGUUGUGCCAAUCAUCUCGGAUGGCAAUUCACAAGCAAUACUCUAAGGCCUCGUUGCUUUUACGGCCUCGCUAAAAUCGGCUUCAAAGUUGUUAUACAUAAAAAAGCCUCGUCCGAAUUUGAGUUUUAUCAAUCUAGAAGCACAACGUUCGCCAGCGAUUACAUACCCGUAUAAACUUAUAGGUUAGAAUUUGCUUAAAAACGUUCAUAAUGAGGGGUAAUAUUCCAAUGCUCACCAGAUGGCGAUGCUAAGACGUGCGGUCCAACCGACAAGCUGUCAAAAUCUAGAAACAUGGUUUGGAGACUUGCCGUAUUAAAAAAUCAGGACCAAACUCGAUGAUUAAAUAAAAUGUGAAAUGUAAUUGUAACCUUUAAGUUCAACAACAGAACUUGACAUUUCAGAAUCAAAUGAACGAACCAAAGUACAUUCGAACAGAUCUUAAAUCUGGCAACAUUGUAUUAAAACUAUCAAAUUAAGUUAGGCGAAUUUGGCGGCGAGUUUAAAAAGCAAUAAUUAACUUUUAACUUGGAUGAUAAUACAUUUAGUAAGGAAUAAACGCCUUUUAAAGAAACCGGAUUUAUUUUUUAAGCCCUUAACAAAUUUAUAAAAAAAAAUCGUCACAGCCCCAUAAAUUGUUACCUAAUCUGCACCAGCCUUAAAGUGUCAUUGGUAUUUGUGGACCUUUCGUCUCAGUAACGCCCUCUAGAGGCAAAUCAACUACGGUUAGCCCUCAUUCGAUUUAAGUUCUGUCUCAUUGUGUUUCAGUAUUUAUGUGGCAAAUUAUUUCGAUAUAAUUAUGUGAUAUAAAUUAAUUCAGUUUGUCUUUUAAGAUUAUGAUUCUUUUUAGCCAAACAUUGGAUAGAUACAGCUCACUAAUUACGUAGAUAAUGAUAACACAUACAUCACCCAUGCAACAAAUUGUAUUUAUUUUUGUGUAAGAUUAACAGAACAACCCAUCUUUUUUAAGUGUUUAUUUUUUGAAAAUGAAAUGAUGUUUUGAUAACUUACUAGUCAAAAGCAUGUAUAUUUGUAAUAUUGUGUAUUAUAAUGUAAAUGGAAUAAAGUUAACUUAAAUUAAGUUCA
Molecule: messenger RNA, 2360 nt
Organism: Psylliodes chrysocephalus
Lineage: Eukaryota; Metazoa; Arthropoda; Insecta; Coleoptera; Chrysomelidae
Source: the annotation of a GenBank genome assembly